Molecule: messenger RNA, 1706 nt
Organism: Scatophagus argus
Lineage: Eukaryota; Metazoa; Chordata; Actinopteri; Scatophagidae
Gene: crls1
Product: cardiolipin synthase 1
Exons: 7
Coding region: 167-1234 (355 amino acids)
Biological process (GO): cardiolipin biosynthetic process
Cellular component (GO): membrane; mitochondrion
Molecular function (GO): cardiolipin synthase activity
Source: RefSeq, a predicted model, not a curated record
UGGCAAUUUUACGACGUCGUGUUCCGUUUCAGUUUACGGCAACAUGGCAGCCUGCUGGCUUGAGCUGUGAUUCAGUCGGUUCUGACCGUCGGGUUCUGAAACUCCAUCAUGAAAACGGGGGCGGACAGCACGAGACCAGCAGGUCGGUAACGGAGGGCUCGUCAAGAUGAUGAUGACGUGUUUCCGAAGAAUUUCCGCGCCUAUUUGCCGCAACGCAGCAAAUGUUCGCUGCCUGGUGUCCGCGCGGAGUGCUGGUGUGUGUUGGCUCGAGCCUCCGUCAUGGCCGCGCGGGCGCACACCUGUCACCGAGGGCGUCCGGCUGGGACAGUCAGCGGUUAACGGCUCGUGGCUGUUGAGACUCAAGGGGACAGACAGUCGUGUCGCGUGCUGGAGUGGGAUCCUCCAGCAGGUUAAAGCGACACCCUGGCACGCGCAAGGAACCGUGCUCCCCGGAUACCCAGGAGUUCACGACAAGUCGGUGGCCGGUUUCCGGUCUCUGCUGUGCCUCAGAGCUCGUGGGCUUUGCAGCGGAAAGACCAAGGAGACAACGGACAGCUCCCCGGCGGCAGACCGGAACGAAGCAAGUCCGGUACCGGGACACGGGCUUUUCAAGUUCAAAGAGCUGUAUGAGAACCCGUGGACGGUCCCCAACUUUUUGUGUGUGUGUCGGAUAGUGUUGGCUCCGUUUCUGGGUUAUAUGAUCAUCCAAAAGCACUUUGACCUCAGUCUCACUCUGUUUAUGCUGGCUGGAGCUACUGACCUGCUGGAUGGGUACAUCGCCAGGACGUGGCCCACUCAGAAGUCGGCUUUGGGCAGCGCUCUCGACCCACUGGCUGAUAAGAUUCUCAUCAGUAUUUUAUACGUCUGUCUCACUUAUGCAGAACUUAUACCAGCCCCACUGACAGCUCUGGUGAUUUUCAGAGACAUUGGUUUGAUAGCUGCUGUCUUCUGGGUCAGAUACAAGACUGUACCUCCACCGGUGACCCUGACCAAGUUUUUUAACCCCUGCUACACCACAGCACAACUGAAGCCCACACUUUUCAGCAAGGUGAACACGGCCAUCCAGCUCCUUCUGGUUGCAGCUUCUUUGGCUGCCCCAGUCUUCCAGUAUACAGACAGCGUCCUGCUGCAGUGCUUAUGGUAUGUAACAGCGGUGACCACAGCAGCAUCAGGCUAUAGCUACUGGCACUACGGCCGCAAGACUGUGAAGGUGCUAAAUGCCAGAUCACCAUGAAACACCAGAGAGCAGAAUAAAAUCGACGAACAUUCUCAGCAGAGACGCUGAUCAGCAGCAGCAAAAGUCGAACAGACAGAUGGAUGAUCACCAGGAGCUCUGAAACCAAGUAGCUGUGACAACCAUUUAUGAGUCGCCAUGGCAAUGACACACAGAAACCAACUGAGGCCACAGAUGGUUUAUUACGCCACUACAGAAACGCUGAACAGCAGCUCUGCCUCUGGACUGACUGUGGACCAGAGGCUCAUGCACACAGAUAGAAAUAGCAAACACAAAUAUAGACUUUCCGCCCACCCGCAAACACAGUCAUAUGCACUCAAACAUAUAUGUCAAGUAUGUGUUAAGUGUUCGGACGAGAGCUUCUAUUUUUUCUUAAUUUUUCAAUCAGGAAGUGGUAAUGUCAGCGUAGUCAUUGUCACAUGAUUGUCAGUUUUGUAAACCAAUGAUUUAUGAUUAAAAAAAGAAAACCUGC